This is a messenger RNA of Temnothorax curvispinosus, 894 nucleotides long. RefSeq names its product pheromone-binding protein-related protein 6-like (gene Obp10). The record is from RefSeq and is a predicted model, not a curated record. Bases 249 to 689 code for a protein of 146 amino acids. Gene Ontology annotation, molecular function: odorant binding. Lineage: Eukaryota; Metazoa; Arthropoda; Insecta; Hymenoptera; Formicidae. The transcript has 6 exons.
GUCUCUCAUCCCGACCCCCGUUCGGCCACCCGCGUCCAGCCACUCUCUCUCUCCCGUCUCCGACGUUCAGUCCGCACCCUCGCCUCGCGCACGGCGCGUACUCCGCACGCCUUCGCCUUCGUCGACACGCGCCGGAAAUCGCCGCGGGCAAAGGGAACGUACCGUACGCGCUCGCACCACCGACGGCAGCAAGGAAGAAGGUUCCGCGAUAAAGUGAUAAGGAUACGGAAGCUCGAGAGACACCAAGGAUGAGGCUCCUCGCAAUCGCCCUGACUUUCCUCCUUCAGGCGUGGAUCGUGUCCUGCGGGACGAGACCCAGCUUCGUUUCCGAUCAGAUGAUCGCGACCGCAGCCAGUGUCGUGAACGCCUGCCAAACGCAAACGGGAGUUGCUACAGCCGACAUAGAAGCGGUAAGAAACGGUCAAUGGCCGGAAACACGUCAAUUGAAGUGCUACAUGUAUUGCCUCUGGGAACAAUUCGGUCUGGUCGACGACAAGAGAGAGCUAAGUCUGAACGGGAUGCUGACAUUCUUCCAGAGAAUACCCGCUUAUAGAGCCGAGGUGGAGAAAGCGAUCAGCGAGUGCAAGGGGAUCGGUAACUAUUUGGCAAAGGGUGAUAAUUGCGAGUACGCGUACACGUUCAACAAGUGUUACGCGGAGUCAUCUCCGAGGACUUACUAUCUAUUUUAACGAGCCCCGCGGGAGGACGACAGUUAUGAAGACCAAGAACAAAAUGCUCAAGAUACAAUUUCGCCGAAUGUGUUGAGAUGUUUUUACAUUUGAACCACUUUCCACAUUAUCAUGUAACUGUGCUGUAUAUACCAUGCCGUAUUGCGUAAACCGUAUACGAUGUGUGUGUCGAUGAAAUAAAGAAUUCAGCGAUCUAAUCGACAUA